This is a messenger RNA of Salmo salar (Atlantic salmon), 7111 nucleotides long. RefSeq names its product dedicator of cytokinesis 7 (gene dock7). NCBI's taxonomy places the organism in Eukaryota, Metazoa, Chordata, Actinopteri, Salmoniformes, Salmonidae. Gene Ontology annotation, molecular function: guanyl-nucleotide exchange factor activity. Gene Ontology annotation, biological process: positive regulation of GTPase activity; axonogenesis; small GTPase-mediated signal transduction. The record is from RefSeq and is a predicted model, not a curated record.
UUUACGGUAGCUAUUCCCAGUCUCUUUUUUCCAGCAGCUGAGAGUAGUGGAAAGCCUGUGAAUCCAAGCACAUCAGCGGCUACAGCUAUGGCUGAGCGCCGCGCAUUCGCCCAAAAAAUCAGCAGAACUGUAGCAGCCGAGGUGAGAAAACAGAUCGCUGGUCAGUAUGGGGGCUCCCCACAGCUCCUCAAGAACCUCAACGUGGGUGCUGCCGCCAGCAACACCGUUCCUCUCACAGAGGCAGUGGAACCGGUGGACUUUGAGGAGUACCUCAUCACCCAUCCCCCCAUCAUCGAGUCGGGCCCCCUGAGGGACCUCAUCGAUUUUCCCCCGGAUGACAUCGAAGUGGUAUACACCCCCAGAGAGUGUCGUACCGUGGGACAGGCCGUGCCUGAGGAAGGGGACAAUGACGCCCACGUCAGAGACUGUGUCAGGUCCUACACUGAGGACUGGGCCAUCGUCAACAGAAAAUACCAUAAGCUUGGUACAGGAUUUAACCCUAACACCCUGGACAGGCAGAAGGAGAGGCAGAAAGGCCUGCCCAAACAGGUGUUUGAGGCCGAUGAGAUGCCAGACGUUAGCACUUACCAGGACGACCAGGUAACCCGUAGCAACGGGUCGGUUGACCAGGUAACCCGUAGCAACGGGUCGGUUGACCAGGUAACCCGUAGCAACGGGGCGGUUGACCAGGAUGAUCUGAAGCGUAGGUCCAUGUCCAUAGACGACACCCCGCGUGGCAGCUGGGCCUGUAGUAUCUUUGACCUGAAGAACUCUGUCCCCGACGCCGUCCUGCCCCACCUGCUUGACCGGGCCCCCAACGAGGAGAUAGACCGGCACAACGAGGAGCACCGCAAGUCCCACCGCCACCGUGAGCUCUUCGCCCUGCACCCCGCCCUUGAUGAGGAAGAACCCAUCGAGCGCCACUGUGUGCCUGACGUCCCUAAGGAACAUUUUGGCCAGAGGCUACUCGUCAAGUGCUUGUCCUUGAAGUUUGAGAUUGAAAUUGAGCCCAUAUUCGCCUGUUUGGCCUUAUAUGAUGUCAAGGAAAAGAGAAAGAUAUCGGAGAACUUUUUCUUUGACCUGAACUCGGAGCAGACCAAAGGGAUGCUGCGCCCUCACAUCCAGACAGCAGCCAUCUCUACUCUCGCCCGCUCCGCAAUUUUCUCCAUUACAUACCCCUCCCAGGACGUCUUCCUCGUCAUACAGCUGGAGAAGGUGUUGCAGCAGGGAGACAUAGGAGAGUGUGCAGAACCGUACAUGGUCUUCAAAGAGUCUGAUGCAGCUAAAAACAAAGAAAAGUUGGACAAGUUGCGGAGCCAGUCGGAGCAGUUCUGCACACGUCUGGGUCGGUACCGGAUGCCCUUCGCCUGGACAGCCAUCCACCUGAUGAACAUCGUGAACAGCGCCGGCAGUCUGGAGAGAGACACUGAGCUGGAGAUGGGACUUCCAGAGAGGAAAGGGUCGUGGUCUGAGAGGAGGAACUCGAGCAUCGGUGGACGGCGCUCAUUAGAGAGAACCACCAGUGGAGAUGAAUCAUGUAGCCUGACCAGCUUCAGACCUGCAACCCUCACCGUCACCAAUUUCUUCAAACAGGAGGGAGACAGACUGAGUGAUGAGGACCUGUAUAAGUUCCUGGCUGACAUGAGGAGGCCGUCUUCAGUGCUGAGGAGACUGAGGCCAAUCACAGCCCAGCUGAAGAUCGACAUAUCCCCGGCCCCAGAGAACCCCCACUACUGCUUGACCCCUGACCUCCAGCAGGUCAAGCCCUACCCAGACAGCAGGGUUCGCCCCACCAGAGAGAUACUGGAGUUCCCCCCCAGGGAUGUCUACGUACCCAACACUACCUACAGGAACCUACUGUAUGUGAACCCACACAGCCUGAACUUCGCCAACCGUCAAGGCUCCGCCCGGAACAUCACAGUGAAAGUACAGUUUAUGAACGGGGAGGACCCCAACAACGCUAUGCCUGUGAUUUUUGGGAAGUCCAGCUGUGGAGACUACACCAGAGAGGCAUACACUGCUGUGGUGUAUCAUACCAGGUCCCCAGACUUCCACGAUGAGGUGAAGAUCAAGCUGCCGGCCUCUCUGACUGACCACCACCACGUCCUGUUCACCUUCUACCAUGUCAGCUGCCAGCAGAAGCAGAACACUCCUCUGGAAACCCCUGUAGGAUACACGUGGAUCCCCAUGCUUCAGAAUGGACGUCUGCGUACAGGAAGCUUCUGUCUGCCGGUGUCUCUAGAGAAACCUCCCCAGUCCUACUCUGUUCUCUCCCCUGACGUUCCUCUACCAGGGAUGAAAUGGGUGGAUAACCACAGAGGGGUGUUCAAUGUUGAAGUGACGUCCGUUUCCACCGUCCACACACAGGACCAGUACCUGGAUAAGUUCUUUGCGUUGGUGCAUGCCCUGGACGAGCACAUGUUCCCUGUGCGGAUCGGAGACGUGCGCAUCAUGGAGAAUAACCUGGAGGCGGAGCUGAAGUCCAGCAUCGCAGCACUAAACUCCUCCCAGCUGGAGCCCAUCGUCCGAUUCCUCCACCUCCUAUUGGACAAGCUGGUGGUGCUGGUGGUGCGGCCGCCCGUCAUCGCAGGACAGAUAGUGAAUCUGGGCCAGGCCUCGUUCGAGGUGAUGGCCUCCAUAGUGAAUCGGCUCCACAAGUACCUAGACACCAGUCAGGACAUGCACGGCAGAAACAGUCUGCUCUCCUCUUAUAUAUACUACGUCUUCAGACUGCCCAACAUGGACCCCAACUUCCCCUCACCAGGUCCUGGAGGGCUGGGUGGUUCAGUCCACUAUGCCACCAUGGCCAGGUCAGCCCAGCGACCAGCUAGCCUAAACCUCAACCGCUCCCGUAGCCUUAGCAACAGUAACCCGGACAUCUCCGGAACACCUACGUCCCCUGACGACGAGGUCCGCUCCAUCAUCGGCAGUAAGGGUCUAGACCGCUCCAACUCCUGGGUGCACACCAUGGGGUGUAAGAGCACCCCCUGGGGAUCCAGCCCUGUCUCUGACACUGACACCAUGCAGGCCAUGGAGCGCUGUGGCAACCGCAUGUCUUCGCACACUGAGAGCACCAGUUUCUUGCAAACUUUAACAGGACGCUUACCCACCAAAAAGUUGUUCCACGAGGAGCUGGCUCUACAGUGGGUGGUGAGCAGUGGCAGCGUCAGGGAGGGAGCUCUUCAACAGGCCUGGUUCUUCUUCGAGCUCAUGGUGAAGAGCAUCAUCCAUCACCUGUACUUCACUGACCGGCUGGAGUCGCCCAGGAAGAAUCGUUUCCCCGAGCGCUUCAUGGAUGACAUCACAGCCCUGGUCAGCACCAUUGCUGGGGACAUUGUCUCACGCUUUCAGAAGGACCUGGAGCUGGUGGAGCGUCUUAACACCAGCCUGGCCUUCUUCCUGAAUGACCUGCUGUCUGUCAUGGACCGAGGCUUCGUCUUCUCCCUCAUAAAGACCUACUGGAAACAGGUGUCCACUAAGCUGUACAUGCUGCAGAACCCCACUCUGGAGUCUCUGAGACUGGACUUACUGAGGAUCGUCUGCAGCCACGAGCACUAUGUCACCCUUAACCUGCCCUGCAGCCUGCUCACGCCCCCCGCCUCGCCUUCUCCCAGCGUGUCCUCCGCAACCUCGCAGAGCUCAGGCUUCUCCACCCAUGCACAGGACCAGAAGAUAGCCAACAUGUUUGAGCUGUCUGUCCCCUUCAGAGAGCAGCACUACCUGGCUGGACUAGUGCUGUCUGAGCUGGCUGUCAUCCUGGACCCAGAGGCCGAAGGGAUGUUUGGCUUACAUAAGAAGGUGGUCAGUGUGGUACAUAACCUGCUGUCCAGCCAUGACUCCGACCCCCGCUACGCUGACCCCGAGGUCAAGGCCCGCGUCGCCAUGCUCUACCUGCCGCUCAUAGGCAUCGUCAUGGAAACACUUCCCCAGCUUCACGACUUCACAGAGUCCCAUAACCAGUGGGGUCGUCCCGGCGGGGCUCAGGGGGCCACGGGUGGGGCCGGGGGGGACGAGUCUGGAGAGGACGGCAACAGCAUGAUCAGUCAGACCGUUGCCAUGGCAAUAGCGGGGACAUCCGCUCCGAUAUCUCGUCCCAGUAGCUUCCUGCUCAACCCACAGGCCAGUCGUCAGCAUGGAACCUUCUCAGCAGAGUCCAGCCGCAGCCUGUUGAUCUGUCUGUUGUGGGUUCUGAAGAAUGCUGAUGAGUGUGUCCUACAGAAGUGGUUCUCUGACCUGUCUGUCUCCCAGCUCAACCGUUUGCUGGACAUGCUCUACCUCUGUGUCUCCUGCUUCGAGUACAAGGCCCAUGUUGUGUUCACCAUGCAGGGGAAGAAGGCCUUUGAGCGCAUGAACAGCCUAACCUUCAAGAAGUCCAAGGACAUGAAGGUCAAGCUGGAGGAGGCUAUACUGGGGAGCAUCGGGGCACGGCAGGAGAUGGUCCGUCGCAGCAGGGGACAGCUAGGUACACUAGAGAGGAGUCCAUCAGGCAGUGCCUUUGGCAGCCAGGAGAACCUGCGCUGGAGGAAAGACAUGACACACUGGCGCCAGAACAGCGAGAGGAUGGACAAGAGCCACAGAUCACUCAGAACCAGAGCGGAGCUGGAGCACGAAGCACUUAUUGAUGGUAACCUGGCAACCGAGGCAAACUUGAUCAUUCUGGACACUCUGGAGAUCAUCGUUCAGACGGUGUCUGUGACAGAGUCUAAGGAGAGUAUCUUGGGUGGAGUGUUGAAGGUGCUGCUCCACAGCAUGGCCUGUAACCAGAGUGCCCUCUACCUGCAGCACUGCUUUGCUACACAGAGGGCUAUCGUCUCAAAGUUCCCUGAACUGCUGUUUGAGGAGGAAACAGAGCAGUGUGCUGACCUGUGUCUGCGUCUGCUGAGGAACUGUAGCAGCAGUAUCGGCACCAUCCGAGCCCACGCCUCCGCUUCACUCUACCUGCUCAUGAGGCAGAACUUUGAGAUCGGCAACAAUUUUGCACGUGUCAAGAUGCAGGUGACCAUGUCCCUGUCCUCCCUGGUGGGAACGUCUCAGAACUUCAACGAGGAGUUCCUCCGACGUUCCCUGAAGACCAUCCUGACCUACGGAGAGGAAGACCUGGAACUCCGGGAGACCACCUUCCCUGAUCAGGUUCAGGACCUGGUGUUCAACCUCCACAUGAUCCUGUCUGAUACAGUCAAGAUGAAGGAGCAUCAGGAGGACCCAGAGAUGCUCAUAGACCUCAUGUACAGGAUCGCUAAGGGUUACCAGACGUCUCCAGACCUGCGUCUGACGUGGCUGCAGAACAUGGCGGGUAAACACUCUGAGAGGACCAAUCACGCAGAGGCAGCCCAGUGUUUGGUGCACAGCGCCGCCCUGGUGGCAGAAUACCUCAGCAUGCUGGAGGACCGCAAGUACCUGCCGGUCGGCUGUGUCACCUUCCAGAACAUCUCUUCCAACGUGCUUGAGGAGUCAGCAGUCUCUGAUGAUGUGGUGUCUCCUGAUGAAGAGGGUAUCUGCUCUGGGAAAUACUUCACUGAGGCUGGGCUGGUGGGGCUGCUGGACCAGGCUGCUUCCUCCUUCUCCAUGGCUGGUAUGUACGAGGCGGUGAACGAGGUGUACAAGGUACUGAUCCCCAUUCACGAGGCCAGCCGGGACGCCAAGAAGCUGGCCACCAUACAUGGUAAACUACAGGAAGCCUUUGGCAAAAUCGUACACCAGAGCACUGGCUGGGAGAGAAUGUUUGGUACGUACUUCAGAGUCGGAUUGUACGGUUCUAAAUUCGGGGACUUGGACGAGCAGGAGUUUGUAUACAAAGAGCCUGCCAUCACCAAGCUGGCUGAGAUCUCACACCGACUCGAGGGGUUUUAUGGCGAGCGCUAUGGAGAAGACCAGGUGGAAGUCAUUAAGGACUCCAAUCCUGUGGACAAGUGCAAACAGGACCCAAAUAAGGCUUAUGUCCAGAUCACAUACGUGGAGCCGUACUUCGACACAUACGAGAUGAAGGACCGCAUCACGUACUUCGACAAGAACUACAACCUGCGGCGCUUUGUCUACUGCACGCCGUUCACGCUGGACGGGCGGGCGCACGGGGAUCUGCACGAUCAGUUCAAACGCAAAACCAUCCUGACCACAUCCCACGCCUUUCCCUACAUCAAGACCCGCAUCAACAUCAUCCACAAAGAGGAGAUCAUCUCUAUGCCCAUCGAGGUGGCCAUAGAGGAUAUGCAGAAGAAGACCGGAGAGCUGGCCUUCGCUACCCACCAGGACCCAUCUGAUGCCAAGAUGCUGCAGAUGGUGCUGCAGGGGUCAGUGGGAACUACGGUCAACCAGGGACCUCUGGAGGUGGCCCAGGUGUUCCUGUCAGAGAUCCCCAGUGAUCCUAAACUCUACAGACACCACAACAAACUACGCCUCUGCUUCAAAGACUUCACCAAGAGGUGUGAAGAUGCCCUGCGUAAAAAUAAGAGUCUGAUUGGUCCAGACCAGAAGGAGUACCAGAGGGAGUUGGAGAGGAACUACCAUCGCCUGAAGGAGGCACUACAGCCACUCAUCUGCAGAAAGAUACCCCAGCUUUAUAAACCCGUGCUGCAGGUCAACUCUCACAGCAAACGGACAGCUUGACCAGAGAUUCCUUCAGCAGAAUGAGUCUUCGCAAGCUUGAACUUUGAAGAUGAAGAGAAAUUGAAGGAUCACAACCUUAAUUUAUUAAUGUGUAAAUAGUGAGCGUCAGUGUCUUGAGAAAAGUCAGUGUUCCCCGUAGAAGGAAAGCUAAAGUGUUACUACGAAGUCGGUACAUCAUUCCAGUGUCUUAUUCGUUUACAGGCAGCCUGUUACGCAAUCAGUGGGUUUAACAAAGUGGAACUUACUACGUACGAUGUGUCAAAUCUGUAUACAUAUUUCAUGUGUGCACCUUUUUUUCAUUGCAUUUUAUGACUUGAAAGUUUAUUAUUUAAUCCAAAAUGAGAAAAAAAACAAGCAAAAUAUGUGCUACCACUCUUUAUCAUAAUGCUUUCUUUUUAGUUAAGAUACUUUUGUUUAAAGUUAAGGAAAUGUUUUAAACAUCAUGAAUCGUUUUAUGUAGUUUUUGUUAACUUUAAGUAUUUUACUAAAUCAAUAUUUUAAUGUCCAA